GACAUUGUUUAUUUUGACAAAUUCAGAUUUACUGUAGUGUUUUGCGUUUGCUGACUUGUCAAGCGAUUUAAAUAAAUUGUUUUCAAUGAUUAUAUAUUUAUAUUCAUUAGUAUAAUUGGAGUGAUUAGAUUUAUUAAAUUAUAGCGUCGUUGUUAUUCUUAGGUCUUGCUAUAAAUUCAAUCAUGACAGAUAAAUCACCAGAGGAAGGAAAUAAUGUUCCACUUACUGAUAAUUCGUUAGUAGUAGAUAUAUCAGAUGCUCUCAGUGAAAAAGAUAAAGUUAAAUUCACUGUUCAUACUCGUACCACUAUGAAGAAUUUUCAAAAACCUGAAUUUUUGGUUGUGAGACAACAUGAGGAAUUUAUUUGGCUGCAUGAUAGAUAUGAAGAAGAACCCAAAUAUGCCGGAUAUAUUAUACCUCCUCCGCCUCCCCGUCCAAAUUUUGAUUCCUCCCGUGAAAAAUUACAACGCCUCGGUGAAGGCGAAGGUACCAUGACCAAAGAGGAGUUCACCAAAAUGAAACAGGAAUUAGAAGCUGAAUAUUUAGCUACUUUUAAAAAAACCGUUGCAAUGCACGAAGUAUUCCUUACGCGUUUGGCAAGUCAUUCGGUAUUUAGAGAAGAUCAACAUCUGCAAGUUUUCCUAGAAUAUGAUCAGGACCUUUGCGCUCGUCCUAAAGGAAAAUUGGAGCAACUGGGUGGAUUAUUUAGAUCAGUCGGUAGUACCACAGAUCAAUACUAUUUGAAUGCCACAGUUAGGGAUGUUAAUGACUUCUUUGAACAACAAAUGAGCUCUUUAACUGAAUAUUAUAACCAAUUGAAGGAAGCUACUCAUCGGACAGAUAAAAUGACCGAGAAACACAAAGAAUUGGCAGAUACUUAUAUCAAAAUAUCCAGUGGAUUAAUCGAAUUGGCAAACAGUGAUAACGGUAAAUUGGAUAAAUAUUUCGCCAAAGUUUCGGAUACUUUCGAAAAAAUUAGGAAAUUAGAAAGUCGUGUAGCUAGCGAUCAGGAUUUAAAAUUAGCAGAUACACUGUGGUAUUAUAUGAGGGAUUGUCAGGCUGCUCGAGCUUUAUUAGUGAGACGCCUCAAGUGUUUAGCAAAUUACGAAAAUGCCAAUAAAGUACUAGAAAAAUCUCGACAAAAAAAUAAAGAAAUUCACGCGGCAGAACAAGCUCAGUCUAUCGCAUGUGAACAAUUCGAAUCUAUAUCCGCGCAAGCCAAAGAAGAGUUACUGGAUUUUAAAACUAGAAGGCUUCAUGCUUUCAGGAAGAGUCUUAUUGAAAUGGCCGAAUUAGAAAUCAAGCACGCCCGUAGCCAAUACGAAUUAUUAAAAAAAUCUAUAGCGAAUCUCAACGAAUUACUUUGAAUUUUUAUUUUUUUUUUAAAUCUUUCUAUUAUGAAUUCAUAUCAAGUUGUAGGAUAUUUGUUUAAUCCGAGCUGGUUUGUUCAGGAUUAUUCAUAUUUUAUUUAAUAUAGGUCCGGAAAUGGAUUUAUAAUUAAAAAAUAUUUAAUUUUAUUUGGGGGAUAGAAUUUUUUUUAUUUUCUCCAUUUUCCAUUUAUAUUCUUUCGAAAUAUUGAAAAAAAGCUUUUUUGUGUUGAUUUUCUAUUAGUAUCAAUCCCUGAAGUGAAAUAAAUACAAUAAAGUAUUGAUUAUUAAAACCAAAAAAAAUAUAAUAUAUUUUAUUUUUUUUAAAUCAUUAUAUUCGAAACAACUAAAUUUAAAUUGUUCAUUGCAAAUAUCUCGUUUUGUAUUGUGAAUACUUCAAAAAUCAUUUCCAACAAUUUCAUAGUAAAUUCAAUUUUUUCCAGAAUUUUUUUCGUAUUUUCAAAAAACUCUUUUUUGAUUUAUUUUCUAAUCAUUUCCUGCCCCCUGGAUUCAAAAUUUAUUGCUAUACAUUGUUUAGUAAAAACAAAAAGGAAAGGAUUAAAAUAUUUACAUUUUCAUAAUCCUUUCAAAUUUUAAUUAAUUUUUUUCCUAUAUCAUUAAGAUAUUAACAUUUUUGUAUUUUUCCAAUUUUUUUUAUUUUCGAAAUCAUUUUCUUUCUUUAUAAUUAAAAUAUUUACAUUUUUAUCAUUUUUUUCAAUUUUUUCUAUUUUCCAAAUACUUUUUUUUCCUAUAUCAGUAGAAUAUUUACAUUUUUAUCAUUGGUUUUAUGUUCCAAAUAUUUUUUUCUUUAUCUUUAAAAUAUUUACAUUUUUAAAGUUUUUUCCAUUUUCCAAAUACUUUUUUCCUUUAUCGUUGAAAUAAUUAAAUUUUUUCCAAUUUUUUUUAUUUUUCUAUUACUUUUUUUUCUAUAUCAUUAGAAUAUUUACAUUUUUAUAAUUUUUUUUAUUUUCCAAAUACAUUUUCUUCUUUCAUAAUUGAAAUAUUUAUAUUUUUCUCAUUUUUUUUCAUUUUCCAAUUACUUGUUUUCCUAUAUCAUUAAAUAAUUUUCAUUUUUAAAGUUUUUUCCAUUUUUCAAAUACUUUUUUCCUUCAUCGUUGAAAUAAUUACAUUUUUUUCAAUUUUUUAUAUUUUUCUAUAAUUUUUUAUUCUACAUCAUUAGAAUAAAUACAUUUUUAUAAUUUUUUUAUUUUCCAAAUACUUUUUCUUCCUUCAUAAUUGAAAUAUUUAUAUUUUUAUUUUUCUCAAUUUUUUUUCAUUUUCCAAUUACUUUUUUUCCUAUAUCAUUAAAAUAUUAACCUUUUUUAUAAUUUUUUUUAUUUUCCAAAUACGGUUAGGUCAAUCUAUUGGAAAUUUGAUUCCCGACUGAAAAUUUUUGAUUAAAAACCGAACAAAAACAAAAUUCAAAUUUAUAAAUAUUAUUAAAAGUAACAAAGUGACUAACAAUUUCAUAAAAAAUAAAAUUUUCUUAUAUUAUAUAUUGUAAAAAAAUGAUAAUAAAAUUUUUUAUGUAGUUUUCACCUCCCCACAAAAUUUUUAAUUAAAAAUCUGUUUAAUUUGAUUCUUCAUAUUCAAAUCAAUUUAUAUAAAAGUUGAUUUAUUAAAAAUCUAUUAUAAUUCGAUUUUUCUAGAAAAUUCGAAGCACCAUCUUCAUUAUUCACCACUUGAUAAUAUAUUUGUUAUUUUUCAAAAAACCUACCAGCCUCGGAAAAUUCAAAAAUCCAAUUUUUCAUUUGGAUAUUUCAUAUGUUAUAAGAAAAUAAUAUAUAUACAUGAUGAUCGUAUGUUUAUAUUUAAAUAAAAGAAAUUAUAUUUA
This is a messenger RNA of Diorhabda sublineata, 3201 nucleotides long. It is a transcript of the gene Snx6, whose product is annotated as sorting nexin-6. Gene Ontology annotation, biological process: phagosome-lysosome fusion involved in apoptotic cell clearance. The record is from RefSeq and is a predicted model, not a curated record. Gene Ontology annotation, molecular function: phosphatidylinositol binding. Bases 183 to 1367 code for a protein of 394 amino acids. The transcript is spliced from 8 exons. NCBI's taxonomy places the organism in Eukaryota, Metazoa, Arthropoda, Insecta, Coleoptera, Chrysomelidae.